Molecule: messenger RNA, 1076 nt
Organism: Solea solea (common sole)
Lineage: Eukaryota; Metazoa; Chordata; Actinopteri; Pleuronectiformes; Soleidae
Product: persephin
Exons: 2
Coding region: 97-615 (172 amino acids)
Molecular function (GO): glial cell-derived neurotrophic factor receptor binding; growth factor activity; receptor tyrosine kinase binding
Source: RefSeq, a predicted model, not a curated record
GGGCUAUAUAUCGGAGGUGGUGACUCGUCUGCAUCUCGAGCAUCACUCGUGUCUGCAGACACUUCAACUUAACUUUGAGAGGAACACAGAGUGACCAUGAGGUGCCUGCUGAAGCUGGUGCUGCUUCUCUUCUGCAUACAGAGAGGACAGGCUCGCUGGACCAGGUCGCUGAUUGACCAGAAGCCAGAAACGGCUUCUUCACAUGAGGACAAAAGAAGACAUCCAGCUGAGACAGAAGUCUCUGGAGUCCAGCCAUCUCCCAACCCCAUCGACCCAGUCCCAGUGCGAUCUCGUCGCUCUCCUCUCAACCCCCAGUGCGGCCUGCGCUCCAUCCUGUUGCAGGUCCGGGACCUCGGGUUGGGCUAUGACUCGGACGAGACCGUCCUCUUUAAGUACUGCAGCGGGACAUGUCCCCGGAUCCGCUCCAACCACGACCUCACUCUGUCUAACCUCCUGCUCAGUGGUGUGCUCCCCCACCCGGCGCCUGGGGAGCAGUGGCACGACGCCCCCUGCUGCAGGCCCGCCCACCACGAGGACAUGGCCUUCCUGGACAACUCGCACCGGUGGCACAGGGUGGAGAAGCUGUCGGCCGCUGGCUGCAGCUGUAUGGGGUAGAUGUGUGAGUGUGGAGGGUUAUAUGUGACAGGCCUGAGUAAAUAAAUACAACGAGCUUUAGUUCUGUGAGCUCUUCAAAUGGAAAUACCUUUUCUUUAAAGAUAGAAAUGAAAAGUGUUGUUAAUGCUCGACUUCCUGACUUUAAGGUUACGUUCACACUGCAGACUCAAAAGGCCCCGUAUGUUUUAUUUGAUUUAUUUAUUUUUACGUCUUUUUUCUUUCUUUUUUUUUUUAAAUCACAUUUGCGACCCUUAUGAACAGGAUGAUGGGUGGAAAUGAUUGAGCUUUUAAACUUGUUAUUAGACACACGUUCAUGUAUGUGGUGCAAAACAUCACAGAUUUUCACUCACACACACACUGAGCCUCCAUUUAACAACAUAACUCACCAUCCUGUACAUUAUCUGCUGCUCAUUCAUUCAUUCACUUUAAAGCGGUUCCUUCUGUGCCGUGUGUGACAUGGU